Entrophospora sp. SA101 is the source of this 651-nucleotide messenger RNA. The record is from the annotation of a GenBank genome assembly. NCBI's taxonomy places the organism in Eukaryota, Fungi, Glomeromycota, Glomeromycetes, Entrophosporales, Entrophosporaceae.
AUGGCAAGUGCAAAGUGUGAAUUAACUGACUUAAUGGUUUUUUUGCCACCAUUAAAAAAAGUUCCAGUAAAAUUUUUUAAAGAAGUUGAUGGUUUAGGAAAACUUGUUGGAACUGAUGAUUCCAUAGCAGGUGCAAUAAUAGAUUUACCAUUUUGGAUAGCCAAAAGACUUGCAAAAAGGCAAAUAGUAGGAAUUCAACGACCAAAAUUUCUUGAGGAUCAAAUUAUAAAUGCAUUAAUAGCUAAUCCAAUUGAUGUCAACCUACGUAUUAUAUGUCCACAAUUUUAUACUUUUGCAACAAAAUAUGUUGAACAGCAAAUAGUAGGAAUUCAACGACCAAAAUUUCUUGAGGAUCAAAUUAUAAAUGCAUUAAUAGCUAAUCCAAUUGAUGUCAACCUACGUAUUAUAUGUCCACAAUUUUAUACUUUUGCAACAAAAUAUGUUGAACAAGCUAAUGAUGCUAGAUUUGCUGAAAAACUUAGACAGACACUAUUAACAAGUAAACUAGCAAGAAACGUAGAAAUAUGGGAUAGAGCUAAAAGAUUUGCAGAGGAUCAUAAUGAAUUUUUGGAAAAAUUAGAUGAUGAUGAACAAUCAUUGUUUCAUGAACAACGUGAAAGAUUUGAAGAAUGUUAUAUGGAAUUUUGUUAA